This is a messenger RNA of Manis javanica (Malayan pangolin), 1797 nucleotides long. It is a transcript of the gene PITPNC1, whose product is annotated as phosphatidylinositol transfer protein cytoplasmic 1. Gene Ontology annotation, cellular component: cytoplasm. Lineage: Eukaryota; Metazoa; Chordata; Mammalia; Pholidota; Manidae. Gene Ontology annotation, biological process: phospholipid transport. The record is from RefSeq and is a predicted model, not a curated record. Gene Ontology annotation, molecular function: phosphatidylinositol transfer activity; phosphatidylinositol binding.
CCCGGCCCCAGGCUCGCUGCAGCUCCGCGCGGACUCUCCGGCCCCGCCGAGGUGGCUGCAAACUCGCGGGCACGCACGGGCUCGGGGAGCCGAGGGACUCGGGGGAGGGGACGCGCGCGGAAGGCGCCAGCCUCCUUUCUCCCGCCCCUCGCUGCCGCGAGCUGAGGUCGGAGGAACCCGCGGCCCCGGCCGGGCAGAGCCGUGCAGCGGCCGCUUCCCUUUUCUCCCCCAGAGCCCUGGAGCGCCUCGGGGACCGGCCCUAAAAAGAGCAGGAAAUCUUGUUUACCGCUCGGGGAGAGGAACCGAUCGAGCCUUUGUCUGGAAAGUCAGCAUCUCCGGCUCCGGCUGCAAUGUGUUCCUGGUGACAUUAGCAUCGGGCAGACGCCGGAGAAGGGGGGUCGCCAGGUUCAUGUCUGGUUUCAGAGGCGAAUCAGGCGGGUGACUUUUGUGCAUUUGUUUUAAUUUUGGGAAAUCUCUCUUUUUUUCCUCCUCGCCGGUCGCCGGGCAUGUUCUGAUCUGGCGGCAGCUCCGACCGCCCCGGGCUGCCGAGGAGAGCGGUUUCCAGCGGGUCUCCCUUCCUCCCUGACUUUGUAACACCGCGUUCUGGGAGGACAGACCUCUGCGAGGAAGGAGGCGGGGGAGUCGCGAGCAGCCGGACCCAAACCUUGACAUGUUCUCGGGCGGAGAGGAAGAAGCCAGGAGCUGAGCACACCGCCGCGGCGGCUUCGCCGGCCGGCUCCGAGCGCAGGGCUCCGGGCGCCCUGCCCUGCGCCUGGGCGGCAGGCUCGUUGGUCUGGGGGGCGCCCCCGCUCCCGCCCCGGGGGUCCGCGGCCGGCAGGACCAUGCUGCUGAAAGAGUACCGGAUCUGCAUGCCACUCACCGUGGACGAGUACAAAAUCGGUCAGCUCUACAUGAUCAGCAAACACAGCCAUGAACAGAGUGACAGAGGAGAAGGGGUGGAGGUUGUCCAGAACGAGCCCUUUGAGGAUCCUCACCAUGGCAACGGGCAGUUCACCGAGAAGCGGGUGUAUCUCAACAGCAAACUGCCUAGUUGGGCUCGAGCUGUUGUUCCCAAAAUUUUCUAUGUUACAGAGAAGGCUUGGAACUAUUAUCCCUACACAAUCACAGAAUACACAUGUUCCUUUCUGCCGAAAUUCUCCAUUCACAUAGAAACCAAGUACGAGGACAACAAAGGAAGCAACGACAGCAUUUUUGACAAUGAAGCCAAAGACCUAGAGAGAGAAGUUUGCUUUAUUGAUAUUGCCUGCGAUGAAAUUCCAGAACGUUACUACAAAGAGUCUGAGGAUCCUAAACACUUCAAGUCAGAGAAGACAGGAAGGGGACAGUUAAGGGAAGGCUGGAGAGAUAGUCAUCAGCCCAUCAUGUGUUCCUACAAGCUGGUGACCGUGAAGUUCGAGGUCUGGGGGCUUCAGACCAGAGUGGAACAAUUUGUACACAAGGUGGUCCGAGAUAUUCUGCUGAUUGGACAUAGACAGGCUUUUGCAUGGGUUGAUGAGUGGUAUGAUAUGACAAUGGAUGAUGUUCGAGAAUACGAGAAAAACAUGCAUGAACAAACCAACAUAAAAGUUUGCAAUCAGCAUUCCUCCACUGUGGAUGACAUAGAGAGCCAGGCCCAAACAAGUACAUGACAAUGGAUGAAGUCAGAGAAUUUGAACGAGCCACUCAGGAAGCCACCAACAAAAAAAUUGGCGUUUUCCCACCUGCAAUUUCUAUCUCAAGCAUCCCCCUGCUGCCUGCUUCAGUCCGCAGUGCCCCUUCCAGUGCCCCAUCCACGCC